CACUCGACAAAUUACAGUUUUAUUAUGUUCAUAUUUGUCUUGUGCGUUUCACUGUGGGCCUCGGCAUCGGGUGCAGACCACAGAAAUGCUUUAGCAUAUUUAUCACAACAUAGCGAAUACUCAACAUUUGUGAGUCUGUUCAAACUGGCCGAUUUGGAAUGGCAACUGGAAAAUGCACACAUAACGGUGCUGGCCCCAACUAAUGCGGCGUUUGCGGCGAUACCUGCCCACGAACUGGCCGAGUUGAAGAACAAUACCGCUGAACUGAAGAAGAUGCUGUUAUACCACAUCAUUAACAGGACGGUGGUCACGGCCAACAUCGGACACCAGCUGAGUGUAAAAACUCUGUCUGGAUCUGAGCUCACGUUCAGAGAUUAUGGUCACACAGUGCUAGCAGGAAGUGCCACCAUGAUUGGAUCUGACAUUAUCGUCUCCAACGGCGUCGUGCACACGGUGUCCGACCUGUUGAUGCCGCCGCCCAAUCUGACGAUCAGUCAGUACAUUAUCAAGAAUGACGCAGAACUCAAGGAUUUCUUCGCAGCUGUUAUUGUGGCUCAUCUGGAGGCCACACUGGAGGGUGGAAAAUUCACGGUAUUUGCUCCGACCGAUGAGGCCUUCAGGAAGUACGGGAAACGAUUCCCCCCAGACCUGCUCGGAGUACGACAAUUCGUCCGCAACCACCUCGUGCAUGGCAUUUACUUGACGCCUGAUUUGACCAACCGAACUCUCCCAUCACUGGCGGGCCACACCAUUCAUGUAUACUCAGACUCAGGUGGCGUGACGGUGGAAGGUGCUAAGAUAAUUCGACCGAACAUCUUUCUUCUGAACGGCGUCGUGCACGUAGUCGACAAGGUUAUUGAUUGACCACAGUGGUGUUGUUACCCUGCGUGAACGGACCGCGAUGUCGUGUCGUGCAUAUGGAUAAUGUUACGUUCGUUUUGAAGAGAAUUAUAUAAUACACAUACUUGUAUAAUAA
Molecule: messenger RNA, 976 nt
Organism: Gigantopelta aegis
Lineage: Eukaryota; Metazoa; Mollusca; Gastropoda; Neomphalida; Peltospiridae
Product: transforming growth factor-beta-induced protein ig-h3-like
Exons: 6
Coding region: 25-864 (279 amino acids)
Source: RefSeq, a predicted model, not a curated record